Molecule: messenger RNA, 7789 nt
Organism: Sphaeroforma arctica JP610
Lineage: Eukaryota; Ichthyosporea; Ichthyophonida
Exons: 12
Coding region: 1-7071 (2356 amino acids)
Source: RefSeq, a predicted model, not a curated record
AUGUACAACCUAAUCCGUUUCCCAGCGCACACGAACACCAUACCGCUGACCCGCCUUGUCUUCAUUCCGAAAGCGCAAGAGGAAGCUCUGUGUGCCGUGAGUGGAUGGGAUACGACAACUGACACGGCCUACCACUUAUUGUGGCGCCGCAACUUCCAGCGAAUGUACGGGAGAGAACCUACAGCCAACCCUGGAAUAGAUAAAUCCUCUCCUCGAACUCAGCCCACAACCGCUAGAACAAAGCCCGCGAAAAGCUCUAAGAGCAGCCGGUCGUCCAAUCAGAAUGCGCGAAAGCGUGCGCCACGACCUGAUUCACUCCCGGAAUCGCAGUUCCACUCGCAGAUCUUCGGAGUACAUUCCUGGGAUGACUCCGUGCCCGAUACACAAGCAGAGUCCUAUACACACACGAGUACACAUACACAUGCACAUACACACACACAUCCUUUUGUACAUACACGCACACAUACAGAUGCAUAUACACGAGAAAGGCCCGGUGUACGUACACAGAGGCAUACAGCGGGUGAACAGGGGGACACAGUUGAUAAGCAUGGAAUACCCGCACGCUCAACCACACCACCACACGCCCACGCACACGCACACGCACACGCACGAACGCAUAUGCAAUCGCAGACGUUUCUGUCGUCCCAGGGAUCAGAUAACUCAUUCAAUGUCACGGACUCGUCUCAGGGCAACAGCUCGCCGCAGCACUCAGGUCACUCUUCACCACAGACACUCUCUCCACCCAAACCUGCACGCACAGCACCAACAGCAACAGACACACACACACUCACACUCACGCACACACACACGCAUGCACACAAUAGCAACAGCAACAACAACAACACCACCAACACCAACACCAACAAGGCAGACACGCACACACAUACAUCAGCAGGUGCUUCCACACGUGGUAGGGCUAUGAACAAGCCUAGAGCCAAGGCCCAACCGGGACGGGCGGAAGCAGCCAGAUGUAUGGAGGACCACAGUCGAGUGAAGAGGAGAGAGCAUCGUAUGGGCCGUAUGCUAUACCCGCUGUCACAAGUGGAGUCUCUGGAUUAUUCACCCCAGGAGCCGUUAGGUGGACAUGACUCACCGCCACCCAAUCAGAGUGCGCAGACUUUAAAAGCGGCCAAUCAGGAGGCACGGAAACGGAAGAGGGGCGUGUCUCCGUUUUCGUCCAUGUCUGAGUCUGAGAUGUUAGCAUCUCCGGCCGCACAGAAAGGGCGGCCAGUAGAAAACGCCCACACACGCACGCACGCACAAGCACACACGAGCACAAGCACGCAGGGAGAUGUGUUGAGCACGGAUCAGCAAAGUACACGUGCAAGGAGAGGUACGCCUCAGGCUAGUAAGAAGAAAGAGAUCAACCGCCGCCGAACCUCGUCUGAGAUGUUCGGUACGUUGAGCUUCGAGAAUGUGGUAGAGAAUGGCAGCGAUGUGAGUGGCCAUAUUAGCAACACACACAUGCGUGCCAAUGCACACACACAUACGCACACACGCGCACGCACAAAUGCUCAGCCAGACAUACACGCACAUGCGGACGCGGAUAAACGCGCGGGCGCAACGACACAUACGGCGCAGGCGUCUGCGAGAGGCGCUCAGGAGGACUCGCCGCCACAGUCGCAGUUUUUCUCGUCGCAGGUGUUUAGUCCGACGCGCGGGUUUGACGCAGAUUUCAGCGUGAACUGGCAGGACACGCCGCCUGCCCAGAAGGUACCCAGAGAGCAGGGGAAGACAAUUAACCAGGAACUGAUGUGUACUACCGACCGCUCUAUCGCUGGGCAUGUGGGAUCUGGCAUACCGCAGAGUGAUCUGAGUGACUCAUCGCCGUUGUCACAGGACUGUGUAAGUAGCGGGGAUGAGGAUGCGCUCAACACUAGCAUACAUACACGCCACUCUGCACACACACACACACAUACACACACAAACACACAUACACGCCGGACCACAAGCAGUAAUAUGUACACGCACACGAGUAAGGUCCCAGAAAGCGCGAGCGUAGCUGAGGAAUCUGAGAAGACAGCCGAAUAUCGGGCAAGACAAAACCAGCCGAAGUCACGUGAUAGGGAUGGGCAGGGCACACGGCCAAUAACCCUCGAGAGCAGUGAUGGAGACCACGAACACGUAGCUACUGGUGAGUAUGUACGCGGACAGACAGGCACAAACACCUUCACAGAGGCCCGGGCGUCUACAAGCACGCGUGUGCGCGAGAAGACCUGCGAGGAUGCAAGCGCAGGACUAAGGGGUGGCCAGCCAACACGUGACGAGACCCAGGCAGCAACAACGGAAGGACGGGACGAGGGCCAUAUAGCAGGCACACACACAGGCACAUACACCGCUGCAGAGCCGUCUAAAGCGCGGGCACCGGUGGAUGUGAACGCACACUCACACUCACUCAGUACACAGUGCGCGUUGCUUAGCGACGGAGCGGACGACUUUAGUGCGAGUGACGAGGAGAUAGGCAUCACGCCUGUACAGGCACGCGCCACGCAGGGCACGCGGUUGCCACGUGUGUCGGGUGAGGACCAGCCACACAGCAGGGAUGUGUUGUUGUCAGAUGCGAGCAUGGCGGUUGGAGCACGCGGAAAACAGCGCGUGGAGGGUUCAUUGGAGGAGGGUGGCGCGCGCGAUGGGAAUGGCGCGAUUUCAUUGGACGAGAAUGCGAGUGGUGCCAUGAGUAACAGGAGGGCGCAGAGGACCAGUAGUGCGACGUUGGGACAGAGUGACAGGAACAACUCCAACAGCACACACACGGACAAGACACCCGCCCCGGAGAAAACGGGACAGGGCCGCGAGGAGCCUCACCCACUCGCCAGGGACCAAAACAUACCCACACACCCGCGCACGAGGCAUACAAUGGGGUCUGUAGAUAUGUCAGAGACUUCGCAUACGACAGACGAUAAGCAUCUGACUCAUUGUAAUGAGAGGGUCAGUGGUACACAGAGGGGAUCGCACACAGCACCCACCGGUCCUAUCGUCCAGGUCCAGGACAGGGAAGGAGAUGGUCUCGAUAGGCACGCUGGCCGAACCUCGGCGGGAGAGGCAGAUGCUGGAAAUGCACGUGCACACCAGUCAGAGACCUAUGCUGUGGAGGUUACAACCAGGUCCACAGCCAUACCGAGCAGACCUUGUGGUUUGGACAGGAGUUAUGUUAUAGGGGGGCUAGAUAACACGGACGCAGGAUAUAGUAGGGAUGGCUGCCCUCAGGCUGAGCCUAAAGGGUCUGGACGCGGCUUAGAUAACCCGGUAGAGUUAGAUGCCGAGGGGACGUUCACGAAGCACGCCUCUCAGCCAAUAGAAAGCCAGGAUCUAUUCACAGCCACGCAGCAGCCAAUGAGAUGCGAGGAUUUUUUCACGUCCACCCCCCUGGAUGUGCCGGUGCAAGGCGCAUCUGAGAGUCACCUACACACGGAGAAGGGUAGUCAGGAGGAACUGAGCAUGAUGUCCGGCAUUGCCGUUAAAAAGGAAGCCAGCGCUGAGCCACACCACUUCGACCCGCUUUCGCAAGACAUGCCCAGCAGCCGGUCUGAAAGAUUGGUCUGUCCAGCGCACUCCACCGGUCGUAGAAUAAAGUCUGAGGGCAGGGAUGCGAAUAUCAAAGAGGAACAGCUCUCCCCCUUGAUCUUCAAAGCCAGCCACGCUAAUAGUGCGCACGGGUGCCCAUCGCCCGCCUCCAUGGCCAACGAGAGGGACCCAUUAGACGAGAUACUGACACACACACAGCUGCAUGCACAGACACAUGCACAUACACUCACACAGACACAUGCACAUACACGCACACAUAUCCUUCACUCCACACACAUGCCUACACGUAUGGACAUCCAUAGACCAGAACACACACACACACACACACACACACAUACACCGGCGCGGAGAGGUGGGGUACCGAAAUGUUCUGCUGAGAAGGGCGAAGACCCAGAGGACGAGUCUACCAUGUCACCGUUUACACAGUCGCAGCCAUCGCAGCCGUCUUCAAAGUCGCUUUCAUUCGAUGCCAUGGACAUACAAGCAGCACUGCGUCAGUCCUUCAAUGUGUCGGGUAUUGCGAGUUCACAUUCUCAGCCAAUAAACAGCAGACAGUCAAACCACCAGUCAGGUAAGCAUGCGGCCAGUCAGCAAUCGGGUGUGUCACACACCUCACACGCCUCGGACGACGUAUCAUUCCUGCACAUCAAUGCGGGCCAGGGCAAACCUCCACAGCACCAAUCUGGAGCGAGUCUACAGUCACCGUCACAGUCCCAUACUCUCUCACGUCCACACUCGAGCACGCACCGAGUUUCUGGGGAAGUAGUAAGUAGUGUUGAGUAUGGCAGUGUGCGGCUAGGGAGCGUGCCUGAGAAGUUGGAGAGUGCGCAUACGAGUGUUAGGGAUGCAGGCAACACACACAGUGACGACAACAACAACAACACUAGCAGCAACCAAGGUGUGCAAAGCAACGUUUACGAACAACAUCACAAAGACGACAACAACAACACCACCACUAGCAGCAACCAGGGUGUGCACAGUAACGUUCACGAACAACAUCACACAGACGACAACAACACCACCACCACUGGCAGCAACCAGGGCGUGCAAAGUAACGUUCAUGAACAACAUCACACAGACGACAACAACAACAACACUAGCAGCAACCAGGGUGUACAAAGUAACGUUUACGAACAACAACACACAGACAACGGCAACACCACUAGCAGCAACCAGGGUGUGCAAAGUAUGUUUCACAAACAAUUCGCGGGGUUCGUGGAUGACAUUAGGAGGCACGCACAAAGUGGUGGUAUAUAUACAGAACAGCAGGACGGUGCCAGCGUGAGUGUAGCCCAGGCAGGGGAGGAUAAAGGAAGUAGAAGUAGCGGUGGUAGUAAUGGUGGUAGGAAUAUUGGGGAGGGUAGUAGCUGUAGUAAUAGCGGCGAUAGGAAUACGGGAGGGGAUGAAGGUCCGAUGGAUAAUGGUAGUAGCCGUCAGCAGGGGAAAAGCGGUAGUCACAACAACAACGACAACAACACCAAAAGCAACAACAACAAUAAUAAUAAUAACCAUAAUACCAAUAAUAAUGACUACAACAAUAACAGCAAUGAAAAUAAUAACAAUCACAACAACAAUAACAACAAUGAUAAUAAUAACAAUCACAACAACACCAACAACAAUAACGAUGAUACUAAUAACAAUCACAACAACAGCAACAAUAACAAUGAUGAUGAUACUAACAAUCACAACAACAAUGAUGACAAUAAUAGCAAUCACAACAACAGCAACACUAACAACGGCAACAACCCGACCUUGAGUGAUGAUAACACAGACAAUGAAGGCGAGACCGCGCAGGAUAAUGCGGGGGAUGGAGUGGGGGACGACAGGAGCACCUCUGACGACAAAGCUCACAAGGACCAGUCUACCAAGCGCAGCCUUGGCAACUUGUCUUCGGGUGGCGAUAACAGUUCACCGCGGUUGAAGAAGAUGCGAGCACACGGCUCAGUUUUGUUACAGAAUGGACCCGGGGAUAUGGUUUCGGGUGCAGAUGGGUCGGUUGCGGACGGAGAUUCGGACGAAGGUAGCUUUUCCGAGGAGGACGAUGACAGCAUCGAUAGCCCACCCCCCGCAGUACUACAUAACGAGCGUGCAUCUAUUCCUGUACCAACUAUAAAUACCAGCCCAGUUGUGCAAGAGGUGAUUCAGGGCAAAAAAGGCCCGGAAAAUUCCGACUCGAGACAACCGCUGCAACGGCAAUACUCAGGGUCGUCAUUUGAGCUGUCUGAUGGUGAGACAUACGAGGACCGCACGGUCGAAGACUCGCAGGUAGGCCCACAGUUCACUCAGUCACAACACCCACCAACUGUUAAUGCCAUAGACGAUGAAAACAGCUUCUCCUUCGACUCACCCUCACCCACAGCCGCCGCCGCGGUUGUGGGUGUGGCGAAUGUCACACAUACGACAAGAACGUCCGAUACAAAUAUGACACGCACAACCGGCACCAGCAAGCCGAUUGAUGGCACAAAUAGGACAGUCACCAGUGACACGAAUGCGACUGUUACGAAUGAUACGGAUACCACACAUACAAAUGAUACGAGCAAGCAGGCUAAGCCUAAGGUCAUCGGCAUUGGUGUGGGGGCAUUUCCCAACGCGCACCGACGGACAGGGGGACCACCUCCCGCCAACGCAGGUGUGUGGCCUGAGGUACAGAAAAACACACACACAGAGAGUGAGCUACAACUACCUGUACGCGAGAGUGGUACAACACACACACACACCGUUGAACACGCGAGCACGCACAGCAGCGUGCGCAGGGGGGUGCUACGUGUAGGGGAGGGCCAGGGAAGGUCGCCGGCUGCACAGGACGAGUCGUUUGAACUCUCGCAGGAGAGCGAUCCCGUGAUAACGACUGUACCCGACUCUCAGAUUGGACCAGUUUUCACCCAAGACACUGACAUGACAGUCAGGUCAUCGCAGAAUUCACAUGCACAGAUCUCGGUUAGUUCAAGUCCGAACCAGGCACCUGCACCUAAAAUAAGGGUUAUUGGCACCGGUCUCGAUCUACGCAAUCUCUCCACGGAUCGGGUACAGUCAGAAACACACUUAUCUGCACAAACCAAUACAACCACACAACACACAUCAGAAACGGCAACAAAUGUAACAACGCAUACCAAUACUGAUGCGAAGACAAACAUACACAUGGCUGACACUACAAGAGCUGAUAUCAGCUCCGGCACUCGAACCCAGGCCAACAGGAAGAGAGUAUCUGAUGAGGAGCUAGGUAGAGAUAGCGUAGGUAGCGAUAGGCAUACCAAGAGGAACCACAAACACUCGAGAGUGAGGGGGGAUAGAGAUGUAAAGACGCACAAGCAGGCGAGAACGGUCAAGACCCCGAUUGUGAAGAGAGCCCCGUCACCUGCCAUGAGUGUGCACCCUAAAGAUCUGUACGUGCUUCUGCCAUCCACGUGUAGGCCCAAACGGGACGACACACUCAGACUUACCCUGAGCAAGUGCAAAAAGAAAGCGUUCGCCUAUUUCAUCCACGCUGAGGACGAUCUGUUUUUCGAUGGAUGGCCGGACGAUAGUGAUGGCUACGAUUCCAACUAACCAAUAAAUUUUUGAAUGCCUUCCAAAUAGCCGCCCAAUUCGGGUUUUGUAGAGCAGGUCUUCAUAUGUCCUACUGAUAGAUGUUCCAUUAUAUCACUUGUUUUAUAUCUUAAUUGGUAUAUAUAUAUAUAUCGAUAGUUUUGUCCGCAUAUUUUAUGCUAUGUGAGUUCAUCUUGCGAAAUCAUACUGCAUAAGUUCGAGCAAUCCCACGCCUACCAACACACUGUUCCUUAGCCACGUAAUAGUAUAGGACCGAUACACCAACCUGUCAGAUAUUCACUCAGCCAUUGCUCACAAUGACCCAAUGUCCUUGUACUUUCUUGAUUCUUAAUUAUCAUGGUGUUGAACAUAAACAUUAAACUGCUGUAGUCUUCGAAUGCACGAAAUGCACCACCUUCUGAAUAUGAACUCCUGAACAGUUCGUAUUAGAGUGUUUCGCACCCUAUCAAUGCCUGAGACGUCUAUGUAUGUGUGAUCAUCGGCAUCUUUUCUACUGUUCUCGUUUUCUCAGCAGGGCCCAGUGAUUGGUCCUGACAUCCGGAAGCUAUGUGUAAACAGGAUGAUAUCUACACUUUAAUCAUUUCUAAGUGUUUUUGAACAGAUCAAACGAUCUUGCCUAUAGAUAUCAUAUGCAGUGUCUAUUUUAAAACAAUUAGGUAUCUAACUUGUUGUGGAAUGAGUUACCACACCCACUUCGUGAUGCUCUUGUGCGCAGCCA